AUUUUUGCCUUUGUGCUGUAGAAUGGAUUCACUCCUCUGUACAUGGCCGCCCAGGAGAACCACAUGGAUGUGGUGCGCUACCUGCUUGAGAACGGAGGCAACCAGAGCACUGCUACUGAGGAUGGCUUCACCCCGCUGGCCAUCGCCCUCCAGCAGGGCCACAACCAGGUGGUCUCGGUCCUGCUGGAGAACGACACCAAGGGCAAGGUCCGCCUGCCGGCCUUGCACAUCGCCGCCCGCAAGGACGACACCAAGUCGGCCGCCCUGCUCCUCCAGAACGACCACAACGCCGAUGUCCAGUCGAAGAGUGGAUUCACCCCCCUGCACAUCGAUGCCACUACGGCAACGUCAACGUGGCACGCUCCUGCUGAACCGAGGCGGCGGUCGACUCACGGCCAGGGUCGACUCAACGCUAAUAUGCACUGUUAUUCUGCUCUGAAAGCGCAUU
Molecule: messenger RNA, 448 nt
Organism: Etheostoma spectabile (orangethroat darter)
Lineage: Eukaryota; Metazoa; Chordata; Actinopteri; Perciformes; Percidae
Product: ankyrin-2-like
Exons: 3
Molecular function (GO): protein binding
Source: RefSeq, a predicted model, not a curated record